UGACGUAGAUCUUGUAAACUAAACAAUUUGUUUUGAAUGCAAAAAAUCAAAUAAAUCGGAACCAUUGUAGUAAAUUUGUCCAUUUAAUCAGUGCUUCUAGACAUGAAUGAAAUAGAUGAUAAGUUUUACUAUGUGUACAGUUCAUCUUUGGAUCAUAAAGUGGAAAUCAAAAUUGGCACUUUAGAAGGAAAAAGAGCAAAGCCUGAAUAUGACAAACUACUCUCAGAUCCUAUGCUCAAGUUUUCUGGUCUUUACCAAGAGGGAUGUUCAGACUUGUAUGUCACUUGCCAGGUGUUGUGCGAUGGACUACCUCUUGCGCUGCCAGUUACCACCUCAUACAAAGCUUUUACUAACCGAUGGAAUUGGAAUGAAUGGAUAACACUGCCAGUGUUUUUUAGUGAUCUCCCUAGAAAUGCAAUUCUUGCCUUGACAAUAUAUGAUUGUGCCGGACCAGGCAAGGUGAUGAUUGUUGGUGGAACUACUAUAUCAUUAUUUGGCAAGCAUGGAAUGUUAAGACAGGGCAUGUUCGACCUCCGAGUGUGGCCUGGUGUAGAGGGCAGCGAAAGGACACCAGGGAAAGCACCAGACCGGGGUAAAGAACAGAUGCAAAAAUUAGCCAAACUUGCUAAGAAACAUAGGAAUGGACAUAUGCCUAAAGUGGACUGGCUCGACCGGCUGACAUUCAGGGAAAUAGAGAUGAUAAACGAGAAAGAAAAGCGCAGUUCCGACUACAUGUAUCUCAUGAUAGAGUUCCCCACCGUGCAGAUUGAUGGCAUCAACCACGCAGUGGUAUACUACGAGCAGGACGGCGAUGAGAUGUACCAGUUCAGGGCGCAAGCGGAGAUCGUCACUGUACCGGAUUACGAAAUAUUACAAGAGAACCUGGUUGAGAGCAAGCAGCACAGACUGGCGCGGUGCGUGCGCGGCGCGUGGGGGCGCGAGGCCAAGCCCACGGCGCGGGAGAGGGACCAGCUGGCCGCGCUGGUGGCCGCGCCCCCACGCCGCACACUCUCCGCCGACGACCAGGACCUCGUCUGGAAGUACCGCUUCUAUCUGUCGUCUCAUCGACGUGCGCUCACCAAAUUCUUGGAGUGCGUCAACUGGAACAGACCCGCGGAGGUGCGUCAGGCGCUGGCCAUGAUGAAGCAAUGGGCGCCCAUGGAUGUGGAGGACGCACUGGAGCUCCUCACGCCAAAGUUCACGCACCCCGCUGUCAGGAGGUACGCGAUAUCCCGGCUGCGUCAGGCUCCGGACGAGGACCUGCUGCUGUACCUGCUGCAGCUGGUGCAGGCGCUCAAGUACGAGGACUUCGCGGAGAUACACAGCGAAUACGCUCGCGUGUGCGGCAAAGAGGCGGUGGUGGCGGAGUUCGAGGGUCGGCUGAUGCAGACCUCGCGCAACAAUCAGCACCCAUCAGUAUUAACGUCCAGUGAUAUGACAGCCUCCAUAACGAGCAGACAGUCUAAUGAAGCCAUCGCAGAAGAACCCUCCACCGCACAAGAAGACCCCUUCAAGUGUGAGGAGGAGGGAGGGGGUCCGUGUGAUGUGGAGGGGGAGUCGUGCAGCCUGGCGGGGUUCCUGAUAGGUCGUGCGUGUGGGGACGCGGUGGUGGCCAACUACCUGUACUGGUACUUGCUCAUCGAGUGCGAGGACGCGGAGUGCGGCGCCGCCCCGCGACCCCCCAGGCAUAUGUACCUCAGUGUUAUGAAGACGUUCUCUCAACGGCUCGCUAAAGGCAACGCUGACCAUCAACGUACGCGAUCUUUCCUGGCUCGUCAGCAGGUGUUCAUAGACAAAUUGGUAAAACUGGUGAAGACUGUCGCAAGAGAGAGCGGCAACAGGAACAAAAAAGCGGAGCGUUUGCAGCAGCUGUUAGCUGAUCCUGACGCAUUCAAGUUUAAUUUCACAAACUUCGAACCUAUGCCUUUUCCAUUGGACCCCAGUGUCACCAUCAAAGGCAUUGUGGCGAAGAAGGCUUCCCUCUUCAAGUCCGCCCUCAUGCCCUCCAAGCUGACCUUCCUCACCACUGAGGGUGUGGAGUACGAGGCUAUAUUCAAGCAUGGUGAUGAUCUGAGACAAGACCAGCUGAUACUUCAGAUGAUCACGCUCAUGGAUAAAUUGCUCAGAAGAGAGAACCUGGACCUGAAGCUGACGCCGUACAAGGUGCUGGCGACGAGCUCGCGGCACGGCUUCCUGCAGUACGUGGAGUCUGUGUCGGUGGCGGAGGCGCUGGCGGCGGAGGGCAGCAUCCAGAGCUUCCUGCGUCGUCACAACCCCGCGCCCCACGCCCCCUACGGCAUCCGACCCGACGCCAUGGACACCUACGUGCGCAGCUGCGCCGGGUACUGCGUCAUCACCUACCUCCUCGGUGUAGGUGACCGUCACCUCGACAACUUGCUGCUGCGUCGUUGCGGCGCUCUGUUCCACAUCGACUUCGGGUACAUCCUGGGACGAGACCCGAAGCCUCUGCCGCCGCCCAUGAAGCUCAGCAGAGAGAUGGUGGAGGCUAUGGGUGGUGUUCACGCUGACCACUACCACGAGUUCCGCAAACUCUGCUACACCGCAUUCCUGCAUCUGAGACGACAUGCGAACCUGAUGCUGAACCUGUUCUCGCUGAUGGUGGACGCCUCAGUGCCGGACAUCGCGCUGGAGCCCGACAAGGCGGUGAAGAAGGUGCAGGACAAGCUCAGACUGGACCUGGGGGACGAGGAGGCGGUUCAUUACUUCCAGAACCUUCUGGAUAUGUCGGUGACCGCAGUCAUGGCGGUGCUGGUCGAACAAUUCCACAAAUUCGCGCAAUACUGGCGCAAAUAAAUAUCAACAUAUCUAAACACCUUCCUAGAUAUCAUUUAAGAUCACUAGGUGUACCUAUAAAAAACUUAGAACUAGAGUUCUAGAGAGAGAACUAGAGUUCUAAGUUUUUUGACGCUAUCGCCCCCUACUUAGAAAUAGAGAGUAAAGUGAGCUGUCAUUCUGUCAUCUGUCAAAGUUUU
Molecule: messenger RNA, 2993 nt
Organism: Papilio machaon (common yellow swallowtail)
Lineage: Eukaryota; Metazoa; Arthropoda; Insecta; Lepidoptera; Papilionidae
Gene: Pi3K59F
Product: phosphatidylinositol 3-kinase catalytic subunit type 3
Exons: 18
Coding region: 103-2814 (903 amino acids)
Biological process (GO): endocytosis; phosphatidylinositol-mediated signaling; autophagy of peroxisome
Cellular component (GO): cytoplasm; phosphatidylinositol 3-kinase complex, class III, type I; endosome
Molecular function (GO): 1-phosphatidylinositol-3-kinase activity
Source: RefSeq, a predicted model, not a curated record